GCACAUAAGCCAUCUAUCUAUUAGCGGUGACUAAAAGCGUGUAAGCGGCUGAAGCUAUAAAUGCGCCUGCACGCGCCGCACCGCAGACCACUUUCCGCUCGAGACGGUCACGCGCUCUUGCUGUGAAUACAAAACGACACUCAAUAACACCGUCGAAGAACUUUUAGACUAAGCAGGAAACAUGUCCACGGUGAGCGCGCUACCUUUCUUCAAACCCCUCCAUGCGUCCGUGUCGCCCGCGAGACAGCGGCGCCACACACUUCCGGCCAGCGAGUUCCGGUCCCUCAACACCGAGGACGCGAUCAGUGUGUUCGAGAUCGAGAGAGAGGCGUUUAUCUCUGUGUCUGGCGAGUGUCCACUGCACCUGGAUGAGGUGCGUCACUUCCUCACCCUCUGCCCCGAACUGUCCCUUGGCUGGUUUGUGGAAGGCAGGCUCGUCGCUUUCAUCAUUGGCUCGCUGUGGGACCAGGAGCGUCUCACCACAGAAGCUUUGACCCUUCACAAACCUCACGGUACCACGGUGCACAUCCACGUGCUGGCGGUGCACCGUACGUUCCGACAGCAGGGCCGCGGUUCCAUCCUGAUGUGGCGCUACUUGCAGUAUCUUCGCUGUCUGCCGUACGUUCGCCGUGCUGUGCUCAUGUGUGAAGAUUUUCUCGUGCCCUUCUACCAGAAAUCCGGCUUCAAGGUUCAGGGCCCGAGUGAGAUCACAGUGGGGCCGCUGACCUUCAUCGAGAUGCAGUACGCCGUGCGUGGUCACGCCUUCAUGCGCCGCAAUAGUGGCUGCUGAGUUGACUCAGCUGCCGUUGCUACUUUACGUUACCCCAGAUGCCAAAGCAGGGUGGAGUGGGAGGCUUAUUCUGGCGGGGAAGUUUUGUCACAGCUUCUGCUUCGAGUCUAGCUUCCGUCUGUGGUGUCUAAGUGUUUGCCCACAUUUGUAAACGGGAAGUUGUAUUAAAAAAAAUGAAAGGAGGGAAAGAAAUAAAUUAACAAACCAUUCCACCUUCGUACCACCUUCGUAACGGCUGGUUUCAUGUUGUUCAUACAUUUUCAUCUUUGUUCCCUAUCAUCCACAAGAUGUUUUUGUGUUCUUUUCAUUAAGAAACACUAUUUGUUCUCCUUGGAGCACUUGUGCUUUAUUUUUCUAUCACAUUAAAAAAAAAACAAAAAAACCUUCAUUAUCAGAAAGGAGGCAACGGUGGUGUAGUUAAAGAACAACAAACCAUAUGGAGGAGACAAUAAAAAUCCAAAUUCUCUACUAAUGAGACGGUAUUGGGGUGGAUUGGGAUUUUAAGUGUCUCCUCUACACAUUGUUAAAUAUACUCUCAGAAAUGUAUCACCAUAUCAGUACUGUAUGGUCAUAUCACCCUGUCCUACAUAGUGUGCAUGUGUUAUAAUAAACAGUUCCUUGGGCGUUGAGCUGUAACGCUAUUUCAGCCUUGUUGUUAAGUAUCUUGUGGUUGCUCUAGAUGUUUGUCUUGUAAAAGCAUUAAAGCAGCAUUGACUUGACACCCUGCUACUGUACUCUUCUCUAAUCCGAGACCUAGAAUGAUCGAUUCAAACAAAUUAGCUUGUGCUCUGCCAGGACAACACAAGGACAGGUUUCUAAUCCUGCACGUGUAAACAAUAUUCUUUAAGGCCCUGAGGAAACUGCUUAGAAUUGUUUCCAUCCAUUCUCUAAAAAAACUAGAAAAAUUGUAUGAAAGAAGUCAUUUUGUAAAGAAUUCAUUGUAUUUAAAAGUUAACCAGAGAAUUCCUCUUUAAUUUUUUAGCUUGUAAGCCUACACGAGAGCUGAACGCAGGAUGUUUAGCUACAGUGAUGCUAAGGUUGAGACGGCUUGAUCUGCAUUAGAGAGCAUUAUCAGCGGGUUUGUUUCCAGGACCUUAAGUAACCUUUCAAAACCUGUACAUGGAUUCCAACAUUCAAAAGCCACACAAUUGGUCAAGUUAAAUACGUCCAAUAUUAACCACCCCCUUAUUCUGGAUAGAAUUUUGCCUUUUGCAGUAGACAUGCACCACCUUUGCCUCUGGAGUCUUGCAUUAAGAGAUCUUUGAUUUUGUACAUGUUCUGUGUAUAUAUAAAAAUAAUAAACCAGAUUUUUCACUA
Messenger RNA from Tachysurus vachellii, 2107 nucleotides. It is a transcript of the gene aanat1, whose product is annotated as arylalkylamine N-acetyltransferase 1. The transcript has 3 exons. Gene Ontology annotation, biological process: response to light stimulus; circadian rhythm. Gene Ontology annotation, cellular component: cytoplasm. Gene Ontology annotation, molecular function: aralkylamine N-acetyltransferase activity. The record is from RefSeq and is a predicted model, not a curated record. The coding region runs from base 182 to 790 and encodes 202 amino acids. NCBI's taxonomy places the organism in Eukaryota, Metazoa, Chordata, Actinopteri, Siluriformes, Bagridae.